Molecule: messenger RNA, 1282 nt
Organism: Cyclopterus lumpus (lumpfish)
Lineage: Eukaryota; Metazoa; Chordata; Actinopteri; Perciformes; Cyclopteridae
Gene: meis1a
Product: Meis homeobox 1 a
Exons: 13
Coding region: 1-1173 (390 amino acids)
Biological process (GO): embryonic pattern specification; animal organ morphogenesis; angiogenesis
Molecular function (GO): DNA-binding transcription activator activity, RNA polymerase II-specific; RNA polymerase II cis-regulatory region sequence-specific DNA binding
Source: RefSeq, a predicted model, not a curated record
AUGGCGCAACGGUAUGAAGACUUGGCCCACUACGGGCUGGAGGGCGGGGUGUACGGAGACCCGCACCACCAUCACCACCACCACCACGCCGCCCGCUCUCUGCAGGCCGUGCACCUGGCGGCAGCCGCCGCCGCCGCCGCCGGUCCGUACCCUCCACACCAGUACGGCCAGUCCACCCACGCCAGCGGCGGAGUGGGCGCCACAGCCGUGGACGCCGUCAAGAGGGACAAAGACGCCAUUUAUGGACAUCCUUUAUUCCCUCUGCUCGCACUGAUUUUUGAAAAAUGUGAAUUGGCGACGUGCACGCCGAGAGAGAGCGGCGUGGCCGGAGGAGACGUCUGCUCCUCGGACUCCUUCAACGAGGACAUCGCCGUCUUCUCCAAACAGAUCCGAUCAGAAAGGCCUUUAUUCUCAUCAAAUCCUGAGCUGGAUAAUUUGAUGGUACAGUCGAUACAAGUGCUGCGCUUCCACCUCCUGGAGCUGGAGAAGGUCCACGAGCUUUGCGAUAACUUCUGCCAUCGAUACAUCAGCUGCCUGAAAGGGAAAAUGCCGAUCGAUCUGGUUAUGGACGACAGAGACGGGAACAAAUCGGACAGCGAGGACUUCAUCAGGUCCUCGGGGAACAACAUGGACCAGAUUUCGUGGAGCAAAGAUCCCGACGACGCGGCAUCGAUCCGGUCGGCCGGGACGCCGGGACCGUCCAGCGGUGGACACACGUCCUACAGCGGAGACAACAGCAGCGAACAAGGUGACUGCCUGGAUAACGGAGGGGCGUCCCCGAGCACCGGGGACGACGACGACCCCGACAGAGAAAAGCUGCACAACAAAAAGAGAGGCAUCUUCCCCAAAGUGGCCACCAACAUCCUGAGAGCCUGGCUGUUCCAACACCUCACGCACCCGUACCCGUCGGAGGAGCAGAAGAAGCAGCUGGCCCAGGACACCGGCCUCACCAUCCUGCAGGUCAACAACUGGUUCAUCAACGCGAGGCGGCGGAUCGUUCAGCCCAUGAUCGACCAAUCCAACAGAGCAGUGGGCCAUGCAGGACCGUACGGCCCAGAUGGUCAGCCAAUGGGAAGCUUCGUUAUGGACGGACAGACACACAUGGGAAUCAGACCACCUGGUCCUAUCGGCGGGGUGGGGAUGGGCGUGGAGGGCCAGUGGCACUACAUGUAGCACCACCAGCACCACGCUGCAGCCAGAGGACACGCCCAGUGUCCCGGUAAAAAAACGCCGACUCCCAUCAGCCGGUGUCUGCAGGCCCUUUUCGGAGCGGGACCACCCC